GCCCCAGGAGACAGGCAAUGAGCGAGAGAAAGCUCCGUAGGGCCCAUGUUUCUUCCAUUAGGGCACCCUGACUGCUGAUUCUUUGCCUCCCGGAACUCGUUGGGGUCCAGGGGCCUUGUCUGAUUCUUGUAUUUGACGCCUCCUCUCCCCCCACCACCUCCACGCCUGGCCCAGCCGUGGGGCGCUGGUGCGCAGGGGGCCCUGGUGACAGGCACUGAGCAGAAACAACCUCGGGGCUCCCAUAGCACCCCACGCUGCCUCUUUAGACAACCCUGAUCCUUCAUGCUCCUUGGGGGUGAAUAAGGCCCCUCCCACCUUUAUCUGUGAGCCAGGCUGUCCCCCAGCACAGGCCUCUGAGGGCCGGGACGUGCUCAGAAACCGCGGCCAGGGUUCCCCCAAGCCGGGCCGGUCUGCACCCAGCCAGCUCAGGUGACCAGGAGGGCGCCGGGCACACCUGGCGCCGUCCCCUGACCCCGCCCCGGGCCCGGCCGCACCCCGGAACGCUCUCCGGGGGAGCCAGCUUGGCGGAGCAAGGCCAUGGCCGCGGCGCCAGCGGUGGGCGCCCCGCAGGGGCCCCCGCCGGGUGUACCGUCCCCGCCGGCCGCCGCGCCAGGGCCUGCGUCCGGCCUGGGCCGCUGCCGGAUGGCGCUGCUGCUGGCCGUGGCGCUGGACGUGGCGGGCAUGGCGGCGCUGCUGACCGGCGUGUUCGCGCAGCUGCAGGUGCGCGGCCGCGACUUCGGCGACCUGCUCAUCUACUCGGGAGCGCUGCUCGUCUUCCUGAGCCUGCUCGGCUGGAUCCUCUGGUACACCGGCAACAUUGAGAUCUCGCGCCAGGAGCUCGAGCGCGACUACGGCCUGCGGCCCUCGGCGCUCGCCCGCCUCGCGCGCAAGCUCUCCCGCCGUUGGUCCGCCCCGGCCUCUUCCUCCGGCCCGCGCGCCGCGCCCGGCUCCCGGGGAGCGCGCCGUGCCGCCCGCGCGCCCCCGCCGCCCGCCGCCAGCUCCCGCCGCGUGCGCCUGCAGCUCGCCACGCUCGAGGCCGGGCCCGGGGCGGCGGGCGCCGGCACCGAGUGAGCCCGAGACGAACCCAUGGCCCCACCUGUUGGCACUGGACCAGGAUGUGCAGCUGUGCCCAAAAUCAUUUGGCCACCAGGAUGCCUAUCAGUCCUCCCCCAAUCUCCCCCCCCCCCAUAAAUGGCUCUGCCUCCUA
Messenger RNA from Neofelis nebulosa (Clouded leopard), 1207 nucleotides. It is a transcript of the gene TMEM238, whose product is annotated as transmembrane protein 238. The record is from RefSeq and is a predicted model, not a curated record. The coding region runs from base 538 to 1071 and encodes 177 amino acids. The transcript has 2 exons. NCBI's taxonomy places the organism in Eukaryota, Metazoa, Chordata, Mammalia, Carnivora, Felidae.